AUGUUUAUUUUCGGCUUAAUAAGUGGAAUAUUAUCAAUAUUAACAUUUCAUAUGAAAAAAACCCGAGAUGUUGGUUGUGGAUUUUAUUUAUUUAUUUCUUCAUGGAAUUCAAUGUUAAUAUUAAUUAUAUUAAUAAUUAAAUUUUGGCAAUUAAUUUUAUCCCAAAUGUUUAUUUUAAAUAAUCGAUCAAUAUUAUAUGUGAAUUGUUUAAUAUUAGAUGUGAUUAUUCAAGUAUGUUUAACAUUUAAUGAUUAUCUUUAUGGAUGUGUUUCAAUUGAACGUGUUAUUACAGUACAUAAAGGAAUAAAUUUUAAUAAAAUUCAAAGUAAACGAAUAGCUAAAUGGAUAAGUUUAUGUAUUUUUAUUUUAAUAAUGUUAACACAUGUUCAUGAUCCAAUUCAUCGUCAUUUAAUUGAUGAUAUUGAUAUAGAUGAACAACGUAUAUGGUGUGUUGUUCAAUAUUCUUCAUCAAUUCAUAUUUCUAAUUCAUUUAUAACACUUUUUCAUUUUCUUCUUCCAUUAUUAAUAAAUAUUAUUAUUUCAAUAUCACGUUCACGUUUAACUAUUCAACCACGAUUAACAUUUAAAGAACAUUUACAAUUACAAUUAAAAAAACAUAAAUCUCAUCUUAUUGCUUUAUGUACUUUAGUAUUUUUAGCUUUAUCACGUUUAAUAAUAUCAUUUAUAAGUGGAUGUAUGAAAUCACCAUAUCAUUCUUGGCUUUUUCUUUCGAGUUAUUUAUUUGCAUUUUUACCAUCGAUGAUAACAUUUAUUAUAUUUGUAUUACCAUCGAAAAUGUACAAAAAGGAAUUUAAUACUGUUCUUGAUCAAACAAUUCGAAGACUUCGUACGACAUAUCGACGAUAA
This is a messenger RNA of Adineta steineri, 867 nucleotides long. NCBI's taxonomy places the organism in Eukaryota, Metazoa, Rotifera, Eurotatoria, Adinetida, Adinetidae. The record is from the annotation of a GenBank genome assembly.